AUAGCUGCUGUGUGGAGCGCAUCGAUCCCUUCUCAGCGUGCAGUUGCAGCGUCAUUGUGAGAAGGAGCUGUUUGAAUGAAGUUCGGUGUAGCUAAAGGAUCCAACUCAGCAGACAUUUGGUGGACUGAAAUUGAUUCUCUUACAACAAAAGAUGCCGGUGUUUACAGUGAAUGUGAAAUGGGGAAAGGAGAAGUUUGACGCAAUAGAACUGAACACUGAGGAACCACCCAUGGUGUUCAAGGCUCAGCUCUUUGCUCUGACAGGAGUACAACCAGAGAGACAGAAGGUGAUGGUAAAGGGAGGCACUCUGAAGGAUGACGAGUGGGGAAACAUUAAACUGAAGAAUGGGAUGACUCUGUUGAUGAUGGGUUCUGCGGAGGCCCUGCCCGAGGAGCCGGUGGUCAGGCCCAUGUUUGUAGAGGACAUGACCGAGGAGCAGCUGGCCUCAGCAAUGGAGCUACCGUGUGGACUGACAAACCUGGGCAACACGUGCUACAUGAACGCCACGGUGCAGUGUCUGCGCUCUGUGCCCGAGCUGAAGGUUGCACUUAAAAGGUAUGAAGGUGCUCUGCGAUCUUCAGGGGCCAAUGCUCCGUCCCAGUACAUCACAGCAGCUCUCCGGGACCUCUAUGAAACCAUGGACAAGACUUCAUCCAGCCUACCCCCGAUCAUUCUGCUGCAGUUCCUGCACAUGGCCUUCCCACAGUUUGCUGAAAAGGGGGACCAGGGCCAGUACCUCCAGCAGGAUGCUAACGAGUGCUGGUUGCAGAUGAUGAGAGUCCUCCAGCAGAAGCUGGAGCAUCAGGAGCCAGAGACUCCCAUGGAGACUGACGCCGAGACUGGAGCUGCCGCCGCUGCCGCUAAGAAGAACUUCAUUGACCAGUAUUUUGGAGUGGAGUACGAGACCACUAUGAAAUGCACAGAGUCCGAGGAGGAGGAGCCCACCAAGGGCAAGGAGAGCCAGCUGCAGCUCAGCUGCUUCAUCAACCAGGAGGUCAAAUACCUCAACACCGGCCUGAGGCUGAGACUGCAGGAAGAAAUCACCAAGCUCUCCCCGUCUUUGAACAGAAACGCCCUGUAUAUCAAAUCGUCUAAACUUGGCCGCCUCCCUGCCUACUUGACUAUUCAGAUGGUCCGCUUUUUCUACAAAGAGAAGGAGUCAGUCAAUGCCAAAGUGCUUAAGGAUGUCAAGUUCCCACUUAUGCUGGACGUGUACGAGCUGUGCACCGCAGAGCUUCAGGAGAAGAUGGUGACCAUAAGGUCAAAGUUCAAGGAGGUCGAAGACAAGAAGCUGGAGAAACAGCCCCUGAAGGUUGUGAAGUCUGCCAGCGGCACACCAAAGGAAGUGAAAUACGAGCCCUUCUCGUUUUCUGACGACCUGGGUUCCAACAACAGUGGCUACUAUGACCUGCAGGCCGUGCUCACGCACCAGGGACGCUCCAGUUCCUCGGGCCAUUACGUUGGCUGGGUCAAGAGGAAAGAAGAUGAAUGGGUGAAGUUUGACGAUGACAAGGUGAGUGUGGUCUCUCCAGAAGACAUACUGAGACUGUCUGGAGGGGGAGACUGGCACAUAGCUUACGUUCUGCUGUACGGACCGCGACGAUUGGAAAUACUUGAGGAUCAGUAACUGCAAAGGAAGAAGACAAAAACAACCAACACAAAUGCCAUUUCCAAGCACUGUCUGCAUAGAUGUGCAAUAAAUCUGGGUGUCUUUCAAAAUUGAUGACUUUAAUAUUUUGUUUUUGUAACUGACAAGGAUGCUUGUAAGACCUCAUCCUGCAUACAUUUCAGAGAGGUAUUCUUCAGGAUUUGAGUCACUCUCAUUUAAAUGCAUUUUAAGAUGGAAAAUUCACACCAUUCUGAUGUAACUUAAAAUGUCAUCCCCCUUCUCAAAGAAGGAUGUAAAUGAGAUUGACCCACAACCUGACAUUCUAACGCUGAAAGGUUUGAAAUGAAUGAUUGAAAGAGGCAAUCUCUGGACUGGAUCCUUGAGAGGUUUUGAAGUCUAGUUCUGCAGUUUCAUUAAAUGUUUUAUACACAUUGUAUAUUUUUUAAAGCCUUUGAUAAGGUGCUCAUGUCAUAGAAGCAAAGUAUUCCUCUGUAGUCAUAACUAAUAGUCUUGUACAGAAAGUUUGGGCCUAGUACCAGGUGUCCCAGGUAUCAUUUGUUGGUACUUAUCAAAUGUAUUGUUAUCUUCCAAAUUAAAAGCUCAAAACCCCUCACUUGUAAGGUCUCUAGGAUAGAUGGUUUGUCAAACAAACCGACCCUGCACAUUGCUCUUACUGAUGUCUCUGGAGUGGUUCAAAUAUCCCUGCUCUCUGGCAAAUAUGCUUUACUUUCUAUCUCAUGCAGUCAUCUUAACCACCCUGCCACGAUGUUGAAGACCUUCAAUGAUCAACACUGUCUCUGUACUAAGUUAUUGACUGAUGGCUUUUCAUGGAUGGUGAAAAUAAACUGUUAUACCAAUCAAAA
Molecule: messenger RNA, 2472 nt
Organism: Hypomesus transpacificus
Lineage: Eukaryota; Metazoa; Chordata; Actinopteri; Osmeriformes; Osmeridae
Gene: usp14
Product: ubiquitin specific peptidase 14 (tRNA-guanine transglycosylase)
Exons: 16
Coding region: 152-1627 (491 amino acids)
Biological process (GO): regulation of proteasomal protein catabolic process; protein deubiquitination; proteasome-mediated ubiquitin-dependent protein catabolic process
Molecular function (GO): proteasome binding; cysteine-type deubiquitinase activity; protein binding
Source: RefSeq, a predicted model, not a curated record